Molecule: messenger RNA, 131 nt
Organism: Funneliformis geosporum
Lineage: Eukaryota; Fungi; Glomeromycota; Glomeromycetes; Glomerales; Glomeraceae
Source: the annotation of a GenBank genome assembly
AUGGAAAAUAUUGAUGGGGAUGUGUAUGAUCGCAAUGAUGAUAAUGAUACAGAUGAGGACAAAAUAGAUGAUACAGUGGAAAAUCAUUUUGGAGAAGAUGAUCAUAACAAGAAUGAUGAAGAAAAAGUCAU